Lampris incognitus (smalleye Pacific opah) is the source of this 3417-nucleotide messenger RNA. Its product is annotated as short transient receptor potential channel 2-like. Gene Ontology annotation, biological process: regulation of cytosolic calcium ion concentration; calcium ion transmembrane transport; manganese ion transport. Gene Ontology annotation, cellular component: cation channel complex; membrane. The transcript has 13 exons. Gene Ontology annotation, molecular function: store-operated calcium channel activity; inositol 1,4,5 trisphosphate binding. Lineage: Eukaryota; Metazoa; Chordata; Actinopteri; Lampriformes; Lampridae. Bases 1 to 3159 code for a protein of 1052 amino acids. The record is from RefSeq and is a predicted model, not a curated record.
AUGGAAAAUCUCACACCAGAGCAAUGGCGCGAAAUUGUGAACAAGAAGAUGCAGAUGCCUCCAGAGCUCAUCGGUGCCAUCCAGGAGGGCAAAAUAGAGCUGGUGUGUGGGCUGUUGAAGACGGGUGAUGGCAUCAUUCGCCAGCUGGAUGACUCUGAGGACCGUCUGUGGCGGGAGGCCCUAAAUUUGUCCAUCCGACUGGGAAGCGAAGAUACCAUGGAUGCCCUCCUGCAAGGGGUCAAGUUCGACUUCCGUCAAAUCCAUGAGGCGCUUUUGGUGGCUGUGGACACAAACCAGCCCCGAGUGGUGAAGCGACUGCUUGACCGACUGGACCAGGAGAAAGGCAACAAGAUGGAUGUGCGUUCAUUCUCUCAGGCCAUCUUUGACCACUCUAUUGACAACUCUCAGUUUGCGCCAGGGGUGACUCCUCUGACCUUAGCCUGCCAAAAGGACCUGUAUGAGAUAGUCACCAUGCUCUCCCAGAAAGGUCACGUCAUCCCAUGGCCACACAAGAUCUCCUGUGCCUGUCUGGAGUGUCGUAAUGGCCGACAGUACGACCUGCUUAAGUUCUCUUUGUCCCGGAUCAACACCUACCGUGGCAUCGCCAGUCGUGCUUACCUGUCCAUCACCUCCGAAGAUGCCAUGCUCAGUGCUUUUAGUCUCAGCAAGGAGCUCCGCAAACUCUCAAAGAAGGAGCCGGAGUUCAAGCCGCAGUAUCUUGGCCUGGAGCAGCUCUGUCAGGAUUUUGCUGUGGAGUUGCUGGGGAUGUGUCGCAACCAGAGUGAGGUCACCACUAUUCUCAACAGCUGUGGAGGCGAGAGCCAGGAUGUCCAGGAACAACAGGCCUUUGAGGAGGGCAUCCCUAACCUGUCACGUCUGAGGCUUGCUGUCAACUACAACCAGAAGCAGUUUGUUGCCCAUCCCAUCUGCCAGCAGGUGUUGUCAUCUAUCUGGUGUGGGAACCUCUCAGGCUGGAGGGGCAGCCGGACCGCCUGGAAGCUGCUAGUCUCCGUGGGGAUCUUUCUUACCAUGCCCCUCCUCUGCCUCAUCUACUGGAUUGCGCCCAAGUCCAAGGUAGGAAAGAUACUGAAGAUACCUGUGAUCAAGUUCCUUCUACACUCGGCCUCCUACCUGUGGUUCCUCAUCACACUGCUCGGAGAGUCAAUAAUAAUGGAAAUGUAUCGAGACAAGUUUGCUUCACGCCAGCAGAACAUCCUGCACAGUUCAUUCCACAUGGUGUGGGUUGUGGGGUUCUUUUGGUAUGAAUGUAAAGAAGUGUGGAUAGAGGGGCUGCGAAGUUACUUCCUGGACUGGUGGAACUGCUUAGACAUGAUGGUUCUCAGCAUGUACCUGGCCUCUUUUGCUUUACGUGUGCUCGUCAUGCUCAAAGGUCACUUCCUCUGCCAUGAUCCUAGCGGUGUAGAGGAAUGUGUCUACUUCACCCAGACUGUGCGGGAUGAGUGGCAUCAGGAGGACCCCCAGCUUAUUGCAGAGGUGUUGUUUGCAGUGACCAGCAUGUUGAGUUUCACUCGCUUGGCAUAUAUCCUGCCAGCUCAGGAGUCUUUGGGGACCCUGCAGAUCUCAAUAGGAAAGAUGAUUGAUGAUAUGAUGAGAUUCAUGUUUAUACUGAUGAUCAUUGGAACAGCCUUCCUCUGUGGUAUCAACAACAUCUACGUCCCUUAUGUCAUCUCUCCACAUCUUGGCAGGUUUAAUGAGACCUUCCGCUUCCUGUUCUGGACUAUGUUUGGCGUGGCCAACCAGGACUACGUGGAUAUGCCAGAGUUUGUGAUAGCUGAGUUCGUGGGAAGGAUUCUGUAUGGGAUCUUCACUCUGGUCAUUGUGAUCGUGUUACUAAACAUGCUAAUUGCUAUGAUCACCAACUCCUUCCAGAAAAUUGAGGAUGAUGCUGAUGUGGAGUGGAAGUUUGCCAGAUCAAAGCUGUAUCUAAGUUACUUCCGAGAGGGCCUUACCAUGCCUGUGCCUUUCAAUAUCAUUCCUUCUCCCAAAGCUACCUUUUACUUCAUUAGAGGCUUUUUUAGGCUAAUCUGCUGCUGCUGUGAUUGUAAACCUGAGACAAAAUAUCCCCCCAUAGCCUCAAUGUCUAACACAAGGCGACCGAACGGCAGGGGACCUGAAGAUACCCUGACGCCUUACAGGCAGCAGGUGAUCGGAGCUCUGGUGCAGCGCUACAUUGAGUCAGCUCGCCGUGAGUUUGAGGAGACCAAAAGAAAAGAUAUUGGUAAUCGGAUCACGGAGCUAAGCAAAGUUGUGGGCAGGCUCCACAAUGAUAUGAAACUAGUGCAACAACUUCUGGUGGACGACGGCUACAUGGUAGGGAAUGGGUCCAGCAAAGAUGGGUCUUCCAUCCUGGGUAAAUACAUCAUUGGUGCCAGGAAUAACUUCAGGGGUUUCAACAAUAGGACUGAUGACAGACAUUCGAGACUUCAAGUGACUGUGCACCACGGAGUGGAGGAACUUGCUCCACAACGAGACAGCGAGGAGAGUCUGGAAAAGGCUGAAUCAUUUGACAUAAAGCAACGGAUAAACAUAACACAGACAGGAAAGAGUGAGGACAGCCAAGAUGGAGCAGAGAGAUCAAAGCAAAAUGGCGACGCCGACAUUGUUAAUAUGGAGGAAGGAAGGGCAAAAGGUGAUGGUGGGAAGCAAAUAGACAAAAAAAGGCAGGCGGAAAAAGUUGAAAAUAUAAACUAUGUUGUGAAAGUGGAAAGGGCAACGAGUUUUAUCACAAAGGCAGACAAAAAGGUAGAUGCAAAUGCUGUACAAGAUGAGGGGGAAGAAAAACGAGGCGAGAGACUCAAAGUAGGGGAGGUGGAUGGUAAACACACAGAGAAACCAGCUGCACCAACUGCACAUGGGGGAGGCGAGAACAAUCAGAAGACAGACAAAGUGGAUAUGAAUGGGGUAGAAAUUAAGAUAAAAGACAUAGAGCUUAAGGAAAAAAAAGCAGAGGCAAAAUGGAUGAUGGGUAGAAAGGUGGAGCACAGCGUGACAGAGAAAGCCGGCAUAAGGGAUGCUGCCGCAAAACCCGGAAGCAUGAAAGUGGUUCCCUCUCCAACCGGAAGCAGCAGCUCUCAGGACACCGGCUUUGGUUCACAGGAAGGGGAGGGCUCCAUCGACGGGACAUCGAUACGACCCUGAGCUCAGCGGCUCUCCGCUGACGGAUGGUGUUCGCCAUGGGAAGUCACCAUGGGGGUCAAUUUAGCACAGGGCACAUUUUUCAUUGAUAAACUGUAUCAAGGGCAACAGAUGGGAGUCAGUGUGCAGUGGCAAAGUACAAAACAAAUCAUGAUGCAGGUUCAGUCAGCAUAGUGGCCACAUACAAUAGCACACUAUAGGUCUUCUCAUUGUUCAGGGCAAGUGGCUUCUGACUGAUGUAGGAUCUGGCUUGGGUCCAAU